CCAUGAAUAGGAAAGAAAAAAAAAACCUGUGUUUUCAGUGAAGUAUGCUUUGUGGAAAUUUAUAAAAUGACCUAAUUGAAUGAUGAUUAUAAGGUUGAUGAUGGAAUUACGUCCCAGGUAUUAGUCAUUAAUAGAUAGCUCUGUAGAAUGAAAAUGUUUGGUCAAUAUGUUUUGCGAGGUCAUUUAACUUUUGCUUUGAUUGCUUUUUUUCUUUUUCUUUUUUUGGACAUUAUCAGAAUGGUUGCGAAUGCUUUCCGCCAUCCUGUUGGGGUAAUUCAGCUCCAUGGUUCUGUUGGUGACAGUGGUUCUAUGAGCAAAUGUAGGCAGAUGUCUUUCAGAUUUAUCUCCAAAAAUUUUGCGGUUGAUGUGGGUUUGCUUAGAAAAGGACAAUGUGGUUCUAGACAGUGUAAACUGCAAGUAAUUCGUGCAUCUUCUUCUCAAACUUCAACAACUGAUCCAAUUUUAUCUACCUCAAAAGCUGAAAGUGCUUUAAUACUAAUUCGUCAUGGUGAAUCUUUGUGGAAUGAGAAGAACUUGUUCACCGGUUGUGUUGAUGUGCCUUUAACCAAGAGAGGUGUAGAUGAGGCAAUAGAAGCCGGUAAGAGAAUUAGCAACAUCCCUAUAGAUAUGAUUUUCACAUCUUCGCUGAUUCGUGCACAGAUGACAGCUAUGCUUGCCAUGACCCAACACCGCCGAAAGAAGGUACCAAUCAUUACGCAUAACGAGAGUAGACAGGCGAAAACAUGGAGUCAAAUUUACAGUGGAGAUACGAAGAAGCAAUCGAUUCCAGUUGUAACUGCUUGGCAAUUGAACGAAAGAAUGUAUGGUGAAUUACAGGGUCUUAAUAAGCUAGAGACAGCUGAAAGAUAUGGAAAGGAGAAAGUGCAUGAGUGGCGUCGGAGUUAUGAUAUUCCUCCCCCAAGCGGUGAGAGCUUGGAAAUGUGUUCACAAAGAGCUGUAGCCUACUUUAAAGAACAUAUUGAACCAAAACUACAAUCUGGAAAGAACGUGCUGGUUGCUGCCCAUGGGAAUUCGUUAAGGUCUAUAAUCAUGUAUCUUGAGAGAUUAACUUCUCAAGAGGUUAUUAGCUUAGAGUUAUCAACCGGUGUACCACUGCUUUAUAUUCAUAAGGAGGAAAAGUUUAUGAGGAGGGGAAGUCCAGUUGGACCUACAGAACCUGGUGUUUAUGCUUAUACUAAGAGUUUAGCUCUCUACAGGCAAGAAUUGGAUAAAAAGUCGCAUUGAACUAUAUAAAAGCAGGUAACCUCCUUGACGGAACAUCUGUGCUGAAACAUUUUUACUUGUUGAAAGACCUGAUCUUAACAAAUUGAGUGCUUAGUGUUUUGGUAUAGUUAUGUCCUAUACACAGUAUAACUAUGUUUAACGUUGGAUGUCAACCUUCAACUGGACAUGGAUUGAUUGUGUAGUUCAAUGUUCACGAGAUGCUUGUUUUCUCAGGGGACAACCUAUUUUUAUUUGGGGGCUUUUUCUGUUUAUGAAACAAUUGAAGGACAUAUGCCUGGAAUUCUGCAGCAUAUGAAUACAGCUCUGUGCCGUACAAAUUUUUGUUUUUCAAUUUGCAUAUCAGAAGUCACUAAUUAGAACAAGGCAUUGAAUUUCUGUAGUUUCAGUACAUUCCUGACGUCAAAAGAUAUUGGAAAAACAAGAAAAGUCACAUCAUACUUAACAAUGUUGAAACUUUUAUUGUAUGUUAGAGUGUGGGCAUGUUGAAGGAUUACAAAGGGCAUGGCCAUGAUUUUGCUGCUAUUUCUGAAACUUUAGUUAGAUAGUUAGGCGAUGGUUGACAAUUGAGACAGAUGUAUUCGAACCGCCUCUUUUGUUUGAUUUCCAAAAGUCAGAAAGGGGCUACUUUCUCUUCUUUUUUUUCUAGUUCUAAUACCAAAACAAAAAUGGUAACUGCCUUUUAAUGUAGCUGCAAUGUUGAAGUACUAAUUUUGGAAGUACUUUUUAGAUGCUACUUUCUCGACCGAAAAAUUGAAGCAUCAAUUGAGUCUCAAA
Prunus persica (peach) is the source of this 2019-nucleotide messenger RNA. Its product is annotated as 2,3-bisphosphoglycerate-dependent phosphoglycerate mutase. The record is from RefSeq and is a predicted model, not a curated record. Gene Ontology annotation, biological process: glycolytic process. Gene Ontology annotation, molecular function: intramolecular phosphotransferase activity. Bases 148 to 1245 code for a protein of 365 amino acids. The transcript is spliced from 7 exons. Lineage: Eukaryota; Viridiplantae; Streptophyta; Magnoliopsida; Rosales; Rosaceae.